Sordaria macrospora k-hell is the source of this 273-nucleotide messenger RNA. Lineage: Eukaryota; Fungi; Ascomycota; Sordariomycetes; Sordariales; Sordariaceae. The record is from RefSeq and is a predicted model, not a curated record.
AUGUCUACCGCCGUCAAACGCGCCUGCGAUGCCUGUCAUCGUCGCAAGGUCAAGUGUGAUGGCAUCAACCCGUGUCGCAAUUGCCACGCCUCCCAGUUGACGUGCACCUACAAUGCCAUCCCCCAGAAGAAGGGCCCCAAGGGCUCGCGCGCAAAGGUCAUCAGCGAACUGCGCGAAACACAAAUCCCCCAGAAGAAGGGCCCCAAGGGCUCGCGCGCAAAGGUCAUCAGCGAAGACAAACGAGCCUAUCCGCCAAGGUCCAGAACCGCCUGA